Messenger RNA from Oldenlandia corymbosa var. corymbosa, 2688 nucleotides. The record is from the annotation of a GenBank genome assembly. Lineage: Eukaryota; Viridiplantae; Streptophyta; Magnoliopsida; Gentianales; Rubiaceae.
AUGCCCAAAUUGCUCAAGAGGAAUAAAGACGGAGCAGGGGUCCCUACUGAUGUGGCUGCUGAGAAAAUUGACAAAAAGCUUGCUUCUUGUUCAUCAUCAUCAGCGUCUUCCAAGACCCAAAAGCAAAAUGCUCAUCCUGGAGGCACUGUUGACCUCCCUGAUGGUGUUCCCGAGGAUUCUGUUCUCAAGGGAGGGAGUGAGGCAGUGGUUGUUCCAGUUGAUCAGGGAGCAUCUGGCACAUCUCCUAUUCUGUUUGCUACUCCGGAGGGAGCGAUUCGAUGGAGCCAUCCUAGCUUGGAUACUGCUCCUCUCCCCUAUUUAAAAUGGGGAAAAGCUGAUAAACGAAAACGGAUUGCUGAAGUGAGACUGGGAAAUUCCCACAAGAAAUGUAAGCCAGUGGCACUUCCACCAAAGGUACAGACGGCGGAAAACCAUCUUACUAUAUGUCCUAACCCUACGGCAGCGGAGAAGGGUUUGGAAGUGUGCAGUGGCUUGUCUGGUGCAGAAUUACUAUCUGAGAUUCAAAGCCGUGUCCCUCGUUUCAAAGAACAAGGAAGGCCUGCUCAGAAAGGAGUCAUAGAGCUUGCAUCCAGACUUCAAGAGAUGGAGACCGCGCAGAAUGAAGCCUUAAAAAUGUGUGAUGACCUGCGUGGGAAAAUACAAGAACAGUGGAAGAAAAACGCCUCUGAUCUUAAGGCCCAGGAAAAUUGUAUGUUGCAGCUGAGAGGAGAGUGCGCUAAAUUGAAAGGUGAAAGGGGAGUAUUUUUACGCACUCUUAUAAAAAAGUUUCUGGAAAGUUAUGGCUUCAUGCAGUUACUUGGGAAACUGACCAACCCAAUACUAGCUUUUGGGCGGCACCAAGCAGUGGAGAGAUUAUCCUCCGUCCAGAAUCUGCCUCACUGUUUUAUGCGAGGUUUUGAUAUGUCAGCCGAGGAGAGGUUGAAUUAUACGAUUAUCUCCAUCAUCAAGGACCCAAAUUGUAAAUUUCCACUGAUAGAAUAUUUGGCAGGUCUUUCUGAGCCUUUAUCUCUGGAAGAAUUGGAGAAUCUGGAGGAAGAUCAUAAUGUCGAAAUGGACAAUGUUCCUACAGCACCACCAGAUAACGAUGAUGCUGUUCUUUUUGAUACUGAGUGUUUUCAGCGAGCUGCCAUGGAGAAGUUAGAGGUGUCAAGUGAGGUUACCAAGUUUCCUUGGAAGAGGGUUGUUGAGCUUGAAGCUAAACUUCAAGAUAUGGAGACUGCCCAUAAUGAAACUCAGAAAACUUUUGAUGAUCUGCGGGGGAAAAUGGAAGAGCGCACAGCCGAGCUUAAAGCUCGUGAAGAUCGGAUUGUGGAGCUAGAAGAAGAGUGUGCCAAGUUGAAGGGUGAAAGGGGUCCUUAUUUACGAACUCUUAUCCGAAAAUUUCUACAAAGUAAGGGCUUCUCCAAGUGUUUGCGUGGUCUAGACAGGUCAGCAGAGGAGAGGCAAAAUUAUACAUUCGUCUCCAGAAUCCAGGACGAGAAUCUUGAGUUCCCACUGAUUGAGUAUUUGGCAGGUCGUUCUGAUGCUUUGUCGCUGGAAGAACUGGAAAAUCUAAAGGAAGACCAGAAUGUGGACAUGGAUAGCGUUCCUACAGCAGCAAUGGACGAUGAGAACGCUGUUCCGUUUGACAUGGAGGAUGAUGCUGAAUGUGUUCAGCAAGAUGCUAUGGAGGGGUUUGAGGUAUCAACCAAAGAGGAUAGGGUUAUAAGUCCUGUAGUUUCAUUGGCUAGAGAUGACUCCCCCUUUGAUGAGGAUGAAAAUGCUUAUGAGUGGGAGUCAGAGUCGGAACAACAGGUUGAGUCAGACCUGCCAGACGUGAUUAUUCUGGGGUGGAAGAAUACAACUAAGGCCAGACCUGGUCCCACAGAAAAAUUGCAGGAACCGUGUGACUACAGUUUAAUCACCAUAAAAUGGCAGGAAGAAGAGAUCAAACGUCUUGAAAGUUUAAUUGAAGGAGCUAGGGCCACUGCCAAGUAUUGGAACGACGAAGCUGUUAUCUCUCAUGCAGAAAUUGAAGAGUUGAAGAAGACGCUUGAGGAUAGUUCUGAAGAGAUCGACCAUCUUGAAAAUUUAAUUGAAGGAGCUAGGGCCGCUGCCAAGUAUUGGAAGGAUGAAGCUGUUAUCUCUCAGGCAGAAGUUGAAGAGUUGAAGAAGAAGAUUGAGGAUGAUUAUGAAAAUUUAUGUGAAGAAGAGGAGAAGAGGGGGGAGCUGGAGGCCCAAUUAGAGCAGUUGUAUAGUGAUCGUCGUUUUCUGAUGGUGGAAGGAAUCCCUAUGGUGGCAAGAAAGUUGCUUCAAAGUGACGAAGUGCAUCAGAUCUUGCGACAGCUCUGCAAAGAGGUUAGGGUGAAAGCAGAGGCCAAGGCGGCACAUAAGCUGAGAAAGAAGUACUUCCCCCAGGUUCUAAUGGCAGAGUUGCCGUUUUGUUACAAUGGGAAUUUUAAAGCGAAAAUGGAAAAUAUUUACAAGCAAUUGGUGGAGAAGAAGUACAAGUAUUUGGAAGAUAUAGCCUCUAACCCUGAUAUAUCCAUUGAAAACUUUCAGAAGCUGGAGUCUCAGAAGCCCUCUUCUCGAGUUCAUGGUGGGAUGGAGAAUGAGGUUCCUCCUCCACCUCCUCCGGCAGAAUAUUGGUGGAAUUACAAUGACGGCUGGCUGAUGCUGAAAGAUUAG